Molecule: messenger RNA, 1824 nt
Organism: Penicillium bovifimosum
Lineage: Eukaryota; Fungi; Ascomycota; Eurotiomycetes; Eurotiales; Aspergillaceae
Product: ubiquitin carboxyl-terminal hydrolase family protein
Exons: 2
Coding region: 1-1824 (607 amino acids)
Biological process (GO): protein deubiquitination; spliceosomal complex assembly; mRNA processing
Molecular function (GO): zinc ion binding; cysteine-type deubiquitinase activity
Source: RefSeq, a predicted model, not a curated record
AUGUCAAAGAGACACGCAGAGCUUCCCUUGGAGCAAGAUUUCUCCGGCUCUCCUGCCUCGAAAAAGGCUAGAGUCGAGGACGAAAACCAGCAUGAUUCCCACCCUGGCGCGGUCCUCGGAGACCGAACGAGCGGCACAGAGCUGAAGCAGAACGAUCGCAAUGGAGUCGACAUCCGAGGAGCAAACGAAAUAGAAGCGGAGGAACUUGAAGAGGGUGAGCAGGAUCCUUCUGGGCUCUCAGAUAUCGACGAAGAUGCGCCAGCGCUCAGCGCCCCAAAGCGGCAAAGCGCUCCUAUGGAAGGCUACGGCGACCUGUACCUCGACACAAUCAAUCGCGAGAUCUUGGAUUUCGAUUUCGAAAAGCUGUGUUCUAUCAGUCUUUCCAACAUCAAUGUGUACGCAUGUCUCGUCUGUGGCAAAUACUUCCAGGGCCGUGGUCCCAAAUCGCAUGCAUAUUAUCACGCGCUUGAAGUCGGACACCACGUUUAUAUCAACAUUGGCACCAAAAAGGUCUAUGUUUUGCCCGAGGGGUAUGAAGUCAAGAAUAAGAGUUUGGACGACAUCAAGUAUGUGGUUGACCCACACUACACGAAAAGCGAGGUGAUCAAGCUCGAUAAGGAAGUGCACGAUGCUUGGGACCUUUCUGGGUCCAAGUAUAGACCUGGAUUCGUUGGCAUGAACAACAUCAAGGCCAACGACUAUGUUAACGUGGUAGCUCAACUAUUGGCACACGUUUUCCCAAUCCGCAAUUUCUUCCUCCUUCACGAGUUCCCCACUCCUGGCACACCUGAAAUAGUUCUCCGUUUCAGCACUUUAGUCCGCAAGCUAUGGAACCCGAAGGCGUUUCGAUCACAUGUCUCACCGCAUGAGUUGCUCCAGGAGAUUGCUAUCCGAUCCUCGAAGCGUUUCACGCUCACAAAACAGGCAGAUCCCGUGGAGUUCCUGUCUUGGUUCCUGAACACCCUGCAUCUCGCCUUGGGGGGGUCAAAGAAGCCCUCACUAACACCCACGAGUGUCGUGCACGCAGCGUUUCAAGGCCGUGUACGAAUUGAAAGUCAAGCUAUCACAGCUCACUCCGACACUCAAAAUGCCCGUUUGGUAUUCACUGAAUCUGGCACGAUCAAUAGCCAGAUCACUCCUUUCCUCAUCCUAACUCUGGACCUACCCCCUACACCCCUCUUCCAAUCUGCCAACCGGGAAUCGAUCAUCCCACAGGUUCCCUUGACCACCCUGCUGAGCAAAUAUAACGGUUACACAGCGUCAGAAAAGCUGGCCCACCGUGUUCGCCACCGUCUCCUCCACCCUCUUCCUCCCUACCUCUUUUUCCACAUCAAGCGUUUCAGCAAGAACCGUUUCGUCUCCGAGAGAAACCCAACCAUCGUUACCUUCCCCUCUCCCCACUCAUUGGAUAUGUCCCCCUAUGUUGAGCCAAACACCGACAUCUGCCCACCCAGCGAGCCAAUUCUCUACGAUCUCGUCGCAAACAUUAUCCUUGACCCUGCUAUUGCCGCACCUGGUGCAAUGGACGAUGCUGUUGACAAGGGCGUCAACGCCGCAUCGGGAGCUGGCGGUUCCUCUGGAGCCGGUGGCGGUAGCGAGAAGGUCUCAUGGCUUGUCCAACUCCACGACAAAGCAAUGUCGGCCCAGAAUGGUCGCACACAAACCGGCGGCUCUGAAAAGCAGGAGCGGGGCCCGGAAUGGCUCGAGAUCCAGGAUCUGUUUGUCAAGAGUGCGGAAAGUGAGACUCUUUUCACGCGCGAGGGAUACCUCAUGGUUUGGGAGCGUCGCAAGGCACCAGGGCAGAAGGCAAAGGGUCGUGCAUGA